AUGCAGACUCCCUUCUGGGCCAUCGCAGGCCUUUUAUCAAUCCUCACCCUCCACACCAGUUCUGCGUACCCCAGCUCCUUCCCAGCGGCCCGCGUCGUCUGGGAACCUUCUACUCCCGCAUGGCUCGAGUGCAUUACCGAGCGCAGGAACGGCGACCUCCUCAUAACUCGCUUCGACACCGGCCAGAUCUGGUCCGUGAGCAUGAACACUGGCGAACCCGCGCUGGUCUACGAGUUUUCCAACUCCUCUAGCAUCAAUUCGGCCUUGGGCAUCACCGAGUACCAGGAUGACGUCUUCGCCGUCAACGCCGGUCACACCCAAGACGGGCUGCCCGUCCGCGGCACGUGGGGCUUAUGGACCGUCGACUUGCGCGGCUGGCAUCCAGAACGCAAGCAGCUGCCUGCUGUUACGCUAAUUGUCAACAUCCCGGAUGCUGCCUUUCUGAACGGCAUAACCGUCCUUAACCCCGCCACCACACGCGGGCCCCGGGGCCAAGGCGUCGAGGCCAACCCCUUCUUCCUCCUUGCCGAUUCGUCCGUUGGGACAAUCUACGGCGUCGAUCUUGCCAACAAGACGCCGAGCAUCUUCUAUUCUAAUCCGGACUUGUUGGCACCACCAGCCACUGCCCCGUUCCCCGCCGGCCUCAACGGCAUCCAACUGCCUGCAGUUCGGAAGCCUGAAUACGUCUACUUCUCUGCCGGCUUGCGCGGUACCUUCUACCGCCUUAAGCUCGCAAACAACGCACCCGCCGUCGCGCAUAAUGCGGAGAUGGAGCUGCUCAUCGAGGGUUACCAAAUCCUGGACGACUUUGCACUGGAGGCGGAUGGCACGGCGUACCUGGCGACUUCCGUGGAAAACAAGAUAGUCCGACUAUCGCCUGGCGGUAACCAGACGAUCAUCGUGCAAGGUGAUAUAGUAGCCUCAUCGACGGCCGUACUGCUGACUCGCCGGGGCAGUAAGAAGAUCCUAUACGUGACGUCUGGCACGCGCGGCUCUGACCCGGACUUGAUUUCGGGAAAGCUGACCGAGAUCACGUUGUAA
This is a messenger RNA of Ilyonectria robusta, 1041 nucleotides long. RefSeq lists its product as uncharacterized. The transcript has a single exon. The record is from RefSeq and is a predicted model, not a curated record. Bases 1 to 1041 code for a protein of 346 amino acids. Lineage: Eukaryota; Fungi; Ascomycota; Sordariomycetes; Hypocreales; Nectriaceae.